AUGACUGAAACAAGCCAGUGUCAAACUGAUUUUCCUUCAAAUAUUGCGCUCUCCCCUGUCAUCACCAUGUCGCAAACUCCACCAACCACCGCGCAACCUCCCUCCGACAAUAAAACCUCACAGGCACAAUCACCUAUCGAUCCACGCAUCAUGGAGCAAGAUUUGGCAUUGGAAGAGCAUGGAUGCGGUGGCUUCGAUCCCGAUGGACAUUAUCAAAAUGCAUACAUGAACAUUAGUAAAGCCGCAACUGGUGUCGUCAACGCUUCAACCAAACACUCCAAUACUGUUAAUUCUGAGGGCUCACCUGCUGGUCGGAAGACUGGUCGCAAUGCGAAUAAAUCGAAAAUCAGUGAUGGAGAAGGCCGUCGUUUAAUGGGCCAGUUCCAACAGCACAAUGAAAAUGGCAACGAGGGUCAUGACAACAUUACCGGACGUGUCAGAGUAGAUCCCCGCCACUAUUCCUACCCUUUUGAAGAUCAGAGCGAUGACGGAUAUCUUAACUCAACGCAUCCUUCUGAGAUGAUCCGCGGCUGCGAAGGUAGUAUCAGUGAUUUUGAUAGUCCAUCUGCGAGUCGAAAUGAUCGUCGUAUUGCCAAUCGAUUCCUACAGGAACAGCGCAAUGGCAGAAACGAACGCAACAUUCGGGAUCAGUCUCGGCCAAACGGUGAUAGUGGCGAUGAUUUCGCCAAAAUGGAUGAUACCCAUGAAAAUGACAGUUACGGCCCCCGUCAAUUUCAGCGAGCCACAAUUACAUCAGGUCUUCCAAAGCCUCCCUUCCCUAUUUUUCCAACUACUCCUGCUGUCAAAGGUCGAGUUGUCAAGCAAACUUUGCGACGCGCUCACGGACCAUUUGCCGAAGUGAGUGACAACGAGGGUGCAACUCUUGAAACUUCCGACUACCAAGAUAGUAACAUGGAUGAGGAUGAAUACUAUGAGCAGGCUAGAUAUCAUCAGGAUGAAAGUCCUGAUUAUGAUACAUCCAUGGCCGAAGUUGAGGAAUACGAUGGGGAUGAAGACGAGUACAUGUUUGUUUCAGAGCCUGGUUCUCGCCGUCCAAAUCGUGUCGAAAAAAAUCGUGCUUGUGUUCUACAUUCUUCAAAUAUACGACAAACCACAAACGCCACGGUAUCCAAGGGUGCUCUUCAUUCCCACCCAGCCAUGGCCCGACGUGGUAGAGAUUCAGGCAAGCCUCGCAUCUUUUUUAAUAAUCCAGGUGAGGAUUUGGCUCCAUCAAGAUACUCUGGAGCUACUAUGCCGUGGGUCUCGGAUGCACAUCUCAAGAAGAGAGGUCUCCGACGUCCUCCACCGGGAGAAAAGGUUGGCAAGAGAAGCUAUGGUGCAAAUGAUCCGGAGAACGUUGCCAUUGUCAACAUGAAAGAGAACGAGGGCAAAUCCUUCGCUGAGAUCGCCGAGCUUCUCAACGCAAAGCGGGUAUCGGCCGGAAAAAAACCAGGUCUUACCGUCUGUGGUGUCAACGGACGCUACAACCGUACCGCGCCUAUUCUAUUCGCCACACAGGGUCUCAAAUUUGUUCCUCUGAGUGAACGUAGAAAGGCCAGCGGUGCUGCAAAACACGGAUCGUCAACUAGCAAAGCCGGGUGGACUGCCGAAGCUGAGGAUAGAUUGGUCGAUAUCGUGAAGCAAGUCGAGGCUGAGAAAUGGACAAAUGUUGCACGGAAAUUGAACUUGGAUCUUUACAAUGGCCAGGUUGUGCAUGAUGCUACUGCUUGUGCCAAGCGCUAUGCAGCAAUCUAA
Molecule: messenger RNA, 1755 nt
Organism: Sclerotinia sclerotiorum 1980 UF-70
Lineage: Eukaryota; Fungi; Ascomycota; Leotiomycetes; Helotiales; Sclerotiniaceae
Exons: 3
Coding region: 1-1755 (584 amino acids)
Source: RefSeq, a predicted model, not a curated record